AUGUCGCUCAUCUCUCCGCUAUCACGCAUCCCGGAGCCGGGCUCAGGCCUCGUCAAGGAGAAAUAUACCGUUACAUCUGGCACGAAGGCGAAUCCCGUCGAAAUCGACCUCUGGCGCAUCGCUACGUGCAGCGCAAAGGAUAGCCUCGAGCCGCAGCCGGGGGCUGUCUGGGUGCCCGGGGGGGCGAUGCUGGUGCUGGAUAUCGACAUGGAAACGGCAGACAUGGCCUCGAUCAGCGACUACUUCACCGCCAAGCUGGGUACGGAGCCGCUGGACCGCGAUGGGCGCGGCUACGUCCUCCUCUACGUGGCCUACCGCGCGGGCCGCCCGUUCCCCGCCCCGCCCUGCGACGUGCUCGCCGCAUAUCAGUACGCCUGCGCGCACGCGGAAGAGCUUGGCAUCAUCCCCGACUCCAUUCCCAUCAUCGGCUGCAGCGCCGGCGCCAACCUGGCCUGGGCCGCCACCCACAUGGUUCUGGAUCUGGUCGCGCAGAAUCCCGAGGACCGCCUGCUGCGCGCCCCGCCCGGCUUCAUGUGUAUCUAUCCGAUGCUGGAUCCGUACACGGAUUGGGAAGAUACCGAGGGCGGCAUCGAGCAGGCGACGGCGGACCGUCUGCGGCGCGGCUGGAGGUCGUACCUCAAGUUCGACAACCUCGCGGAAGAGGACCAAAAGUACCUCAAGUACGCGAAGCUCCUGGAGCUGUCGGUCGAGGACCUCGGCAAGCUCGUUAUGCCCAUGCACAUCGACUACGGGACCCGGGACUACUUUGCGCAGGAGAUACGCGGGGCUAUCACCCUGUUGAACAAUGCCGGGGUCGCUGUCAGGCUGGUCGUGCUGGACGACGUGGGGCACGGUUUUGAGAUCUCCACGUUCAAAAAUGACCCGGAACACCCGGCGUGGAGAUUGGCGUGCGAGGAGAGGCGGUACUUCCUGAGGAGCCUGUUGCCUUGA
Molecule: messenger RNA, 951 nt
Organism: Fonsecaea nubica
Lineage: Eukaryota; Fungi; Ascomycota; Eurotiomycetes; Chaetothyriales; Herpotrichiellaceae
Exons: 1
Coding region: 1-951 (316 amino acids)
Molecular function (GO): hydrolase activity
Source: RefSeq, a predicted model, not a curated record